Molecule: messenger RNA, 1126 nt
Organism: Ciona intestinalis (vase tunicate)
Lineage: Eukaryota; Metazoa; Chordata; Ascidiacea; Phlebobranchia; Cionidae
Source: RefSeq, a predicted model, not a curated record
AGGGUAAAGUAAAUUGAAAGGAUGGAUGGAGUCGUGAUUGCAGUGCUAUCUAUCAGUUUGAUUCUCUUGUUUUUAGUGAAGACGUUGAUUCUCAUCUUAUUGCACAGGUCAACUAUUUUGAAAUGUUGUCAAAACAAACCAGAAGUACAAAGAGUUCAAGUUGAUCGGGUUAAAGUUAACGCCAUUAAUGCGUGGGAGGAAAAAGUGUCGCCACAGCCGAUUAAAGUAUCCCAAAUUUUCUCUGUUUGCGAAAAGGAAUCGCUAAGUGUUCGAGGUGAAGAUGAGAUAUCUGAGAGCGAUUUGGAAACUUUAAGUUUUGUUGAAAAUGAGAGAAUUGCUGAAGCCGCAGCGAAGAAGGAAUUAGAAGAAAGUGAAAUUAGAAGUGUGGACUUGGAGAGCAAAAGUAACACACAUGAAAUAAACCCAACCGAAGCUAUUUUGACAAAUCAGAGCGAAAACAACAAAGAAAAAAGAAAGAAUGACUUGAUCAAUGCAAUUACGAACCGAGACAUAGAGAAACUGGAGCGUGCGAUUGAGUGGGCGAUCUUUGAUGGCUAUGACGUAGCACUACGAGAAGAAAUAUAUGAAGCGCGAGAACGGAUGAAGCAGGAAAUUAACUUAGAGCGAAUGCGCGAGUCCGUGAAAAAUAUGAAACAAAGCGUCAUUUCCGAGUUAAGAAGUUACUCCAAGCCCCCAAAAGCUGUUCGUGACGUCAUGAUGUGUGUGUAUCUUCUCUUGCAAGUCAGAAAAGAAGAUGAAAUUAAAACAUGGUUGUCAAUACAACGUCUAAUGAGUCUCGGUGGAAGAAACUGUUUGAAGAGAUUGAUUGAAACAUUUCGAGCUGAUGACGUCAGCUGUGACGUCACCGCUCGAGUGAAAGAACUGCUGGGAAAUUAUGAUUUUCAGCAUAUUUACGAAGUGAGCGAGGGGGCAGCUGUAUUUUAUGUUUGGAUCAUGGAAGUUAUAGAAGAGGUUGAAGCUUUAAAAGGGGAAGAUAUUAAAUCUGCUACUGACUAAACGUUACACACUGUAUCUAAAUUAAUUUUAUUGUGUACAUUAUUCCUGUUUUGUACUGUAUACUGUACUGUACUGUAUUAAAAUAUGCAAUAAAAUAGUGCUCACCGUA